UUUUAACCUCAAAUUAUUAUCUGGAGUUUUCCAAAAAGGAUUUAUCGAACUCAGAGAAGCGCAUUGAAGUUCAUUCGAAGUUUUAUAGAAGCUUGCUGUGAAUUAUAUUUUCCUAACUUUUUCGUAACUUUAAACACUUUUUUCUACCCGUUCAUUCACUGUGCUCUUUUUUGUGUGUGUGUAAGUAAGUCUGCAGUGAAAAUUAUUUUGACCCAAGAGAGUUGUUCUAUGCCUUCAAGUUUUGUAUUUGUAGUUGUAACAUGGAGAGUUACCCUAUAAUUUGUCAAUAUUUGUUCUGCAAAUCAAUCCUCGUUUUAUCAAUUGUUACAUUAUCAACUCCGCUCAUGCCUUAUCAACCUGAUGACAAGUCCUUCUCGACCAAAAUAAAGGCGGACACAUGCCCUUCCCCUGUGAAAAACUAUUUUGACUCGUCAACAAGUAUAUCAAAGUUUUGUGAUUUUAGUGCUUCUCUUCCCUAUUAUUCUGACGAUCAACCAUUAUUCUGUAAUGGGUUAUUUGAUCUGCAUUCUUCUCUCUGUGCUGUUCUUGCUUCAACGAACAACAGCUUUGGAGACUCUCCCACUAACAGUUUAGUUGUCAGUCAGACAGAGAAUGUAGCCGAUUUUUGCAAGAAAUGGAAAACUCAGUCCGAGGAGGGACUUACAUCGGAGUUAUUCAACCAACAUAGCUUUUCAGUUAUCACCAAAAAAUGCCGUCGCGUGUGUGGAACCUUAGAUGAAGAGGAAAAAGUUAACCAAAUGUGCCCUUUGUUGCUGAGAGGCUCUCAAAUUCUAUUGGAAAUGCGAAAACCAUCCCAGGAAUCAGAUUCAAGAAAAGAAUCCAUCUCUAAAAGUGUUAGUUCAGUCGGGGAAAUUCCCUCAGGAGCAAAUAAUAAAAAUGUCAAUCAGGGUAACUUAGAAGCAAAGGAAGCAAAACCCUCUAAUACUGCAAGUAUCCCAACAGCAGUCGGAACUUCUGAAAAUGUAGGAGAAUUGUCACCAAUUAAGGACGAAGUUAUAGAAACCCCUGACAAUUUAGAAGAAGCAUCCAAAAAACUGAAUGAAGGUUCAGAAUUUAAAGAGCCACCACCAUCAAGUACGAAGGAUGAUGUGGAAAAAACUUCACCAAACAAGGAAAUAUCCAGUAAACCUCAGGAUAGCUCGCCCAAAAGAACAGACAUGGAUCCUCUUUUAACUGCUGUAAAUGGCCCACCCAUUGAAGAAUUGAAUCCUGGUAUCGACCCAGAGAGACAGAAUCCUUUGCCACUUGAAGAAAUAGACAAUGAGGGUAAAGUGGAGUUGCUUAAUAGAACUCCCGAAGGAGAUAGAAAAAACCCCCUGGGCCGCCCGGACAUCAACAAUGGAAAUGUUCAGCAUGAUAAUAAAUUAGAAGAUCCCAAUCUAAACCCCUCAAAAGCUAAAACUGACAUCCAAGAUCCAAAUUAUGAGGAUGAUGAAGACAUCAACAAUCAAAAUUCCGUUGCUGAGCUGUUGAGUUCUAAGAAAGAAUUUCCUGAAAGUGAUGUUUUUGUGGAGGCGGAAGAUUCCAAGUUUUUUCAGUGCUUCAUGAUCAUUUCAGCAGCUUUUAUACUUGGUUACGUAGCAAUAGUCAAUAAAAAAAAGUUAAUAGCACUUAUUGUGGAGGGUAGACGUAGUAGCACCAAGCGUCGACAUCACUCAGCAAGCUAUAGCAAACUUGAUUCCAACCUUGAGGAAGCUUUGAGUUCAAAUCAUACAGCUGUUUUCUCUAGUCAAGUUUUAUAUUGAUUUGCAUACUGAAACGUUGUAGCCACUAUACUAUGUAUUUCCUUAUUGAGUCAUGGGAAUAAGGAACUACGUUACCUUGCACUUGAUCCCUGAAAGGGAUACGUAGAUAACAUGGAAAUGGCCAAGACUGAAAAAAAACCACAUGGACACCUCAACAUAGUGGUUUUAAUUUGGUUCAUCAAUUUCUAGUCGCUGCAAGGACUGUAGGAAAUCAUUUUCUCCCUCAUUGUGACUUGUCGAAAAAGAACCUCUGCUCACAUAUUGUCAACAGGCUUUGUGGAAUGGUGUAAAAAAGGUCAAAAUUAGGUUGACAGUUCUUGAUGGCACUUAUCGGGUCCUGUAUCUGAAUUGGUGUGGAAAGUCUCAGCUUCAAAUGCUGUUUGGGGUACUUAAUGGACUUUUUCUGAUUAUGCACACAAUUCUAUGAAAAGGUGGAUACUACACAAUUUGGAGCCAGUAUCUAAUGACGUAGCUUUUGUGUUGUGCCUUCAGUUUUAGUAUUGCUGAGUGUUCUUUUUAUUUUACUGAGUUUCUAAAGAAUGGCAAAUUUAAAUAAUAGUAUCAGAUUUGACCAUUUUAUGUACAUUCUUGCAUAGAAUGAAGCAAUCUCUUAAUGAGUGUUGUACUGUACCUUCUCCAACUUUGCCGAUAGGAAUAUUUGAUACUCACAAAAUCUUCUGAGAAAUUCGUAAUACCUGUGAAAAAAUCGGUAUAUUAUUAUGAUGCAGGGUUGAAAUAGCCUAGAUCCUUAGUUAUGCACCAUAUAUAUUGCACUCAUUUGGUGCAGUUGUUAAAUUGAUCUAUGUCCAAUGAAAAAUUUGAAAAACACUGUAUCUUCAGAUUGUAGUGUUUUCAAAGGUAUGCUCGCUUUUGAAGCUCCCAAUGCCAGUAAACUACUUUUGCUGUGUAACAUCUAAGUGUGAGGUAUGGUCAGACAAAUAAUAGCUGAACUCGACAAAAGACUGAAUAGGUAUAGCCUUUAGAAAAAUGAUGUAUCACAGUUUUCAAGGAAUGUUUAGUUUUAACACUCUCUACAGGUAUCCAUCAUUGUUGAGGAAAAUGAUUUGUCGGAAAGUAAGGAAACAGUUGUAACAAGGGUUUUUUUUGGGGGCGAGAGAGAUCUAGUCCAGUGAAAGUCAGCAGGAAAACUUGCAAGAGUGGCUGUAUGGAGCAACAACAGGUUGGCAUUUGUAAGGGAAAGAGGAGGAGAAGAUGAUGUGAUUUCUUAGAGUAUCGUAAGUAAAAAUUGAUUUUCCUAUUCGGAGAUGGGUAAAAGAAUAGUUUAGGUGCACUAAUCGGGUGCAAGAGGAGGGAUUUGUCCUUUGUAAUUAAGAGCUUCUGCCUAUCAUGGCUUUCAGAGGAUGAAAGCACCUUCUAACUGAUGGGACAAGCGAUAGGAGAAAAGAUACUAGUGUCCUUAACAUGGUUUUGCUAAAAAUAACAUUUUUUUCCACAACGUGCACAAAAUACACCAUUGAAACCAUCACCACGAAUGGAACUUUUUGUUGGUAACCAACAGAUUUUCCUGUUCUAAAAGUUAGUCUGAUAAACAGUCUGACCAAGUACCUGAAGGUUUAGAACUGAUAACUUGAAAUUUGUAAGAAAUGGCAGAUAAAACAUCCAGUUUUGCCAAAAUUCACCUCAUUUUCUCUCUGAACAGAAUGUCUCAAACUGAUAACCAGUGCACUAUUUGAGUAUUUUGAAACUCUUCUCUAAAUUUCAUGUGCACAAAAAGCAAAGUGCUUUGAUCUUCAUUAAUUCUAAGUUUACUUUUUAGGUAGGAGAGUCUAUGAGAUCUCAAGGGAGGGGGAAUAGAGACUUAUCGACUCUCUACAUAUUACCCUAGUCAAAAGGAAUAAUUCACUAAAAGUUUGAAUUAUUUACCUACUUCGAUGGGUCCUCAUGACGUUUAACUGUGUAAAUACAACAUAUUUUUUUUAGAAGACUUCUUUCUUUUUUUUAAAAAAAAAAAAAUGAAAAAACCCUAUAUGUUUUAAAUAAUGUUUUUUUAAAAAACUUGUUUUUGUAGUUAUACAUAUAUUAUUGUCCUAAUAAUACUUUAAAAUUAAAAUGUGUCCUUCAUGAACUAAUUAAUUUCCUUAAUUUUUUGUAAGUUUAACUGUUAAGUUUUAAAAGGAGUCUGAUAUGGAGUCGGAUAAAGAUACACCCAGUCACUUCAAAGGCAGUGGAGGGUCUGGCAAAAAUUUAAGUCCAAAAAUUGGGUUUUUCAUACUUUUCCAUCUGUUUUACUUCCACUCCCAUUUUUUCUGGUGAAUGAGUUGCAAGAGGGGGGGGGAGGGCUCCCCCCUGUACUCCAUUUUAAUCCGCUAUUAUAAGAAGAUUUUUGGUGAAAAGCAACCGACCUCCAUCAAAGUCAUCCUCCAAUAUAUUUAAGAUCAAAUAGAAAGAACAGCUGUAAAUUAUUUGAGUACCUAUGCUAUAGAAAUUUCAUCAUUUUGCACUAGCAAUAUGAUACAAUUCUCAGAAAUUUUUUCUGCCAGAGAGGAACCACUUUUUUCGGGGAAAAUAAAUUCUAUACAUUUUUAUGGUCAUAUUUUUUAUGAUCUGGGAGGAUAGAUACAUGUGGCGUUUGGGUGUCGCAAAACGCCAGAGUGCGUUGUAGGAGCGACUUUAUAUAUUUACUAAACAAAUGCUUCUAUUGAAAUUUUUUUGUGAAUUGUCCUCUUACACUCAAAAAAAUUUGCACAAAAUUGCAAGAAAACAUUUUAAUUAGUUUCCCUUGGAGAAUAUUAAACAUAAUCAGAGAUUUUGGUACCUAUCAAUUGAGAUACGCAUUUUUCACAUUUAACCAUUGAUAUUUACUUUAAUUUGAAAUGUCUUGAAAUUUAGUUAAUGUGGGUUAGUUUUUGUAAAAAAUAUUGAAUGGAGCAGCUGCUCCUCGUGAUUUUAAAUUGUUCUGACCAUUCUAUUAAGUAACAAAUUGUAGGACUUUUACCUAAUACGUUUUAAAAAAUAUGCACUUAUGCAGUGUUUAUUUUGGAAAAAGAAAACAAAGUAAAAUGAAAUAAAAUAAAAAUUAGCACCCAAUCCCAAAAAAUAAUACUCAUUAGGUCUACUAAUUACUUGUCAGAUGAAGUUACUUGCUAAGUGUCACUUCAAAUUUUUAUAAAAAGAUCGGCUCCAUUGUCUUGAACUCUAUUCUAUACACUUUUCACCUUUUUAUCAUUUAUUUAGGUAUUCGUAUUUAUGUUGAUAUUUUUAAAUGACACCCUAUGUUUCUUCAUGCUUUCUUAUUAGCUUUUUUCUGUUCAAACGUAAGUUUUGUGUGGUAGCAGGUAAUUUCUCCUAACUUUUCAGUCUCUGAAAGCUCAACUCAUGUAAAUACUCAAAAAUUUGAAUAAAUUUUGUUAAUUUCCUCCACAAA
Molecule: messenger RNA, 5151 nt
Organism: Bemisia tabaci
Lineage: Eukaryota; Metazoa; Arthropoda; Insecta; Hemiptera; Aleyrodidae
Source: RefSeq, a predicted model, not a curated record